AUUGGCGACUCCAAGGAAGGCAAUUGUUAAAGUCCUCCAAACACCCGCCCCAAACGACCCAACUCCAGACUAGUGGUCGCUUGGCGACCAGGGACCUUUUUUUAGCAUCCCCGGGCGCUUACCAAGGUCUGGGCUCGACUAAGUACGGGGUAUACACGGCGGCAUCUUGCUCGCUGCUAGGUACAAUCUACUACUAUCUAGCGCAACAUUCCAGCGACCACUCAACUAGCGGACUCGUCCAAGCUUGCGCUUCCUGUCUCUCUGUUGUAAAGAUGGCACAAUUUCAGAUCGUCUCGGACCUCCACCUCGAGACGCCGCAAGCAUACGACCUGUUCGAGAUCACGCCGAUAGCGCCCUACCUAGCGCUACUUGGCGACAUCGGCAACGUCAAAGACGAGGGGUACCUGCGAUUCCUAGAAGCGCAACUCCUGAGAUUUCAGAUUGUCUUCCUCGUACUGGGAAACCACGAGCCCUUCGACUCCAGCUGGACCACCACGCGAGACCGCCUGCAGCAGUUCGCAGAGGAGAUCGACCGCCGGCGGCGGCAGCGGCGGCGGCGGCCGUCUUCGUUAGCAUCAACGUCCACUCCUUCUCCGCAAGCACCAUCAUUAGGAGAAUUCAUCCUGCUCGACCGAACGCGCUACCGACUCUCGCCCAAGGUAACCGUGCUAGGAUGCACCUUCCACUCGCGCAUCAGCGAGGCGCAGGAGGAGAGGGUCAGCUACGCACUGAAUGACUUCUACUACAUCCAAGACUGGACGGUGGAGCAGCACCGGGCGGCGCACGAGGCGGAGCGCGCGUGGCUCAACGAGCAGGUCGCCGACAUCGCGCGAUCCGACCCGCACCACAAGAUCAUCAUCUUCAGCCAUCACAGCCCGACGGUCACGGCGGCGGCUGUGGAUCCGCGAUACGUGGACAGCCCGAUAACGUCAGCGUUCGCGACGGAUCUGGCGGGGGAGCCGUGCUGGGAGAGACCGCAGGUGCGGCUGUGGGCGUUCGGGCAUACGCAUUACAACUGCGACUUCACGGACGAUCGGUCGGGGAAGCGCAUCGUGGCGAACCAGAGGGGGUAUUCUUUUGCGCAGUCCGUCAAUCUCACUUCACUCACGAUGACGAGUAUCUCCCGCGUAUUGCGGCCGUUGUCCCGCACUGCUGCCUCCGCCCGCCUGGCCGCAAGACAGCCGUUGCGAACCCGCAUUAUCCCCAGCAGCACGCAAGCAUUCUCCAGCACGACCCGGCGGCGGGACGUAGACCUCUCGGGCCUCACACCGACACCGAUCACGUUUCUCUCCGAGACGGAGUCGCUGAUGGCGGAGACCGUCUCGAAGUUCGCGCAGGAGCAGAUUAGCCCGAAGGUGCGGGAGAUGGACGAGAUGGAGACGAUGGACGCGGCGGUGGUGGAGCAGCUGUUCGAGCAAGGGCUGAUGGGCAUUGAGGUGCCCGAGGAGUACGGCGGGGCGGGAAUGAACUUCACGUCGGCGAUCGUGGCGAUCGAGGAGCUGGCGCGCGUCGACCCCAGCGUCAGCGUGCUGGUGGAUGUGCACAACACGCUCGUGAACACCGCGAUCCUCAAGUACGGCGACGCCCAGGCCCGCCGCACCUGGCUGCCCCGGCUGGCCACCGGCACCGUGGGUUCCUUCUGUCUCUCGGAGCCGGCCUCCGGGUCCGACGCCUUCGCGCUGCAGACCAAGGCCGAGAAGCUGGCGGAUGGGUCGGGGUACAAGCUGAACGGGUCAAAGAUGUGGAUCACCAACGCCAUGGAGUCCGGCAUCUUCCUUGUCUUCGCCAACCUCGAUCCCAGCCAGGGGUACAAGGGCAUCACCGCCUUCGUCGUGGAGAAGGGCACCCCGGGCUUCGAGAUCGCCAAGAAGGAGAAGAAGCUCGGCAUCCGCGCCAGUAGUACCUGCGUGCUCAACUUUGACGAUGUUGUGAUCCCCAAGAGUAACCUCCUCGGCGAGGAGGGUCAGGGGUACAAGUAUGCGAUCAGCGUGCUGAAUGAAGGUCGCAUUGGUAUUGCAGCCCAGAUGACCGGCCUGGCGCUGGGUGCUUGGGAGAAUGCCGCCCAAUACGUCUGGAACGACCGUCGCCAAUUCGGCCAACUGAUCGGCACCUUCCAGGGUAUGCAGCACCAGCUGGCCCAGGCGUACACCGAGAUCGCCGCCGCCCGCGCGCUGGUCUACAACGCCGCCCGCAAGAAGGAGGCCGGCCAGGAUUUCGUCCACGACGCCGCCAUGGCCAAGCUGUACGCCUCGCAGGUCGCCGGCCGCGUCUCCAGUUCCGCUGUCGAGUGGAUGGGCGGCAUGGGCUUCGUGCGCGAGGGGAUCGCCGAAAAGAUGUUCAGGGAUAGCAAGAUCGGGGUCAUCUACGAGGGCACGAGCAACAUCCAGCUGCAGACCAUUGCGAAGCUGUUGCAGAAGCAGUACACUCGCUAACAGUAUGGCACAAAUGAGUAUACCGUGUACAGUCACAUUCAGCGGGGCCCUUCCGGAGUAGUUUUCCCCUUACCGUGGGUGAAUUCUCGUACCAACUUAAACCUACCUAGCUAGAGACUCUUAGACCCAACUAGACUGCAAUGGCGUGAUCGCUUGUGAAGGGCGGAAUUUUCCGAACUACUGAGUAUCAACCCCCACUCAUUUCCUUUCCGUUGAAAAAAAAGGGAACCUAUUGGUGGCAAGCUCUCUUGUUUUUGUCUUUCUGGUUCGGAUGUUUCUGACUGUAGGCGCUGCGGGCGCCGUGUUGAGAAUAGCGGGCCCCAUUUUUUUUUUUUGUUAGAGAU
Messenger RNA from Aspergillus saccharolyticus JOP 1030-1, 2776 nucleotides. Its product is annotated as acyl-CoA dehydrogenase mitochondrial precursor. Gene Ontology annotation, cellular component: mitochondrion. Gene Ontology annotation, molecular function: flavin adenine dinucleotide binding; acyl-CoA dehydrogenase activity; hydrolase activity. Bases 273 to 2432 code for a protein of 719 amino acids. NCBI's taxonomy places the organism in Eukaryota, Fungi, Ascomycota, Eurotiomycetes, Eurotiales, Aspergillaceae. The transcript has 4 exons. The record is from RefSeq and is a predicted model, not a curated record.